AAACAGUGCAGGAAAGCCAGUGAGUUGACCAGAAGACCUAAACAUUCGAUUUCGUAUUAAACGUGGACAAGUAAUCAACACAGAUCGACAGAGCAGAUCGCAUAUUACUGGUGCUUUUUGAGAUUCACUGCUCUUCUUGUACAGAUGGAUACAUGUACAGCAAUGCCUGUGGAGCACUGGAGUGAAGAUCAAGUGAGUGACUGGUUGAACUCCGUGGGGAUCAAAAAAGAAUACAUCCAGAAGCUCCAUGAGGAGAAGGUAACGGGAGCUGUUCUUAAGAGACUGGAGGACCAGUACCUUAGGGAAAAGAUUGGCAUGAAAGGUGGACAAAUUGAGCUGCUUUUGAGUCAAUUAAAUAAAUUAACAAUUGAAAGUAAGGCCAAGGCUGCUAGUUCCAAGAAAAAAAAAGCAAAGGAUCGUGGUCAUAGAAGAGCCAACCAAAGUCAAACUCCAAUCAAGGCUCAACUCCAACACAAUACUGAAAAAAGCAGGGCAGAAGAAGCUAUUGAUUUCAGUCAGUCCUCAUUGAUAGAGAUUGACCCACGACCAUUUGACACAGAAGUAACAGACUUCAGAUAUGCUACAAAUGGGCAAUUGCACCCAAAAAUGGAGAUCAUCAAAUUGGUAACACCUUGUCAUGAGUUUAAAUCUCAAGUCACAGUUGCCACCAUGGACAGAAAGCUACUCCAAACUGAGUUUGCCAGAGAGGUUCUCAAGUUUGCUUGUGGGUGCAUGAAUACACGAACCAAUGGUACAAUACACUUUGGGGUGGAGGACGGUGGAGGAAAGAAUAUUUUUGCUCGCGGUCAAGUUAUGGGUGUGACCAUACAGGACAAGGACAUUUACAGAGACGCAUUAGACCAAAUUGAAAGUUGUUUUGUGAGCGAUAGCCAAAAGCAGGAUGCUCGGCUGUGCGUACGGCCUCCACAGUUUAUUGAAGUUGUUGAUGGAGAGAAUGGAACUGGCCGUUUUGUAAUUGAAGUGGACGUUGUGCCCAAAUCAAGCACAGUAAGUGGCAAAGUGUACUCUGUCUACCUCCCUAUUUACAAUGAAACGUCAAAAAAUGUUGUAUUAGAAAAGAAGGCGGUAUAUCGGCGUGUUAAGUCCCAGACAGAGCCAGUUAUUGAAGAUGAGCAAGUGGAAUUUAUCCUUGGUAUAACAGAAAGAGACAAAGACAGAAAGGAAGCUGAGGAGGCACUUGCCCAGAUUCCAGAAAUUCCUGAAGACCUGGAAAAGAACUUGAGCCGCCAUUUCACCUGUGGAAAAAAAUAUAUGGACAAUAAUCUGUGGUACAUUCUUGUCACUAACAAAUGCGACCCUUUAAAUCUAAAGAAUGUUGAUUUUCUGUUUAAUUUGAACAUAUUCUGUGUUUUUGAUUUUGACCCCGAUUCAAAACAGUCAGGAUUAUGUGGUCAAUAUUUGAACCAUCAUGCAGCAAACCUCCACUUCCUGAAAAGCUAUGCAAAUGAGAGUGGCCAGAGCACCAGUGAGUUCAUAAAGUCACUGCAACUCUUUAACCAAACAAGCUGGAUCUUUUGUAAUGGCAGCACUGACUAUCUUGGAGAUGAGCAGCCCUGUGAUGAAAAGACCUGGAUCAAGACCAAGAAAAAGCACCUCAAAAAGGCUGUGUGGCUGAUCUGUAAUGAAAUUCUCCCUAAGGGCUCUUACUUGGUGCUCUUCCUUUUGAAUUCUCAUGUGGAGCAGCCCCUUGGUGACACCUUCCAUGAGUUCUAUGCUGAAAUGAAUGGUCAUGAGGAUAUACUCUGCAUUUCAGAAUCAGAAGAGCAUUAUAAAAGAUGGGCAAGAUUUGCACAGGCUUCCUGUGACAUUACAACACUGAAGGAGAUCAGCAUUGUGGGAAUGAAAAUGAGUCGCAUCAAUGCCACUAUCCAAAGCCUGCAGUUGUCCUCGGCCAAGGUAGUGAGGCAUUUGCCGGCUUAUAACAAGGGAUUGUGUUCCCUUCAAACUGUAGACGAAGAGCGACUGCUAGCACUAGAGGUGUUAAGUGCAGACCAGUGUGAUGACACCAAUCUAGAGCUGUUUGAUAAGGAGCAUAUCAGUAAUAUUGAGAGAUACUUCUAUCAGGGCGGUAAGGUGAGCUGGAUGAAUUUCUGGCUUGCAGAAAGUAAAUUGUGUGGAGAGGUAAUUCAGAGGGAAGCUUGCAGAGACGCGAUCAGAAUAGUAAGCGACCUUUUGAAAGUGAACAUGACAAAAGCAGUUGUCAGAGUAAGUAUCUUCCACCAUCCCGGCAGCGGAGGCAGUACAGUGGCUCGGCAAGUCUUGUGGAAUUUCAGGAAGGAUCUAAGGUGUGCUGUGGUCAAGCCUUCCUUUUCUGCAGUGACCGUCUGCGAACAAGCAGUUAGACUUCGUGAAUAUGAAGAAAAGGACCAAAACUACUGCCUGCCAGUGCUGCUCCUGGUCGAGGACACUGAAGAAGAGUAUCUCGAUGACCUAAAGCAUGAGCUAGGAACUGCUAUUGACUCGAUGAAGAUCAGCCCUCCGACACUGUGCUUCAUCCUGCUGACCUGCAAGCGUUCCCACGACCCCGUGAAGAUGUGUCGAGCCCCGCCAUUACAGACGGUAGCCGUCACACACAGAUUGACUGAGGAGGAGAAGAUGCAGUUCUCUCGCAAGCUGGAAACACUUCAGCAGCAGUUCCAGCCAGAAUUCAUCCUUACUUUUGUUCUCAUGAGUGAAGAAUUUGAGGAACAAUAUGUGAAAGACUUUGUGGAACAUCUCCUCCAAGGGAUAGACCACUCUUCCCCUGUCACUCGCCUCAUUCUUUAUGUGGCUUUGCUCAACUGUUAUGUGCAGAAUUCCUACAUCUCAGUAUCCCAUUGUGAAGUGUUCCUUGGGCUUGGAAUCCAAAUGGAUCGAUUUCAGCAAUGCAGUUUUGAGAGAUCAUUAAGUGAGCAUGCCAGGCUAGUGUUUAUUCACUUGCGAGAGGGCACCACAUACAUCUCGUCCAUACGGAUCAUUCAUCCCUUAGUAGCCAAAGAAAUCUUGCGGCAGCUGUCUGGCAGCCAGCUACAGAGUAAAACUGCGAUGGACCUUCUGCAGGAAAAGGUUCUUUUUGUCCACAGAUUUGGCCGGGAAGAAUAUCUCAGGUUCAUUCGGGACUUGUUUAUCAGGCGCUACAGAAAAAGUAGGGGAGACAACAUUGACAGCUUCUUUUCUCCACUCAUUGUACAUGUGUGCAAUGAAGAGAAGAACCCUGACAAAGCCAUGGAACUUCUAAAGGUAGCCUACACCAGUUUCAACGCGGAUCCUUUUUUUGCACAACAGCUUGCCCGCCUCUAUUAUUCCUAUGAAAUGUUUCCAGAGGCCCAGCACUGGGCUGAGGUAGCUAAGUCACACUUGCCACGUGACUCAUUUAUUCUUGACACAGAAGGCCAAGUGUAUCGAAAGUGGUUUAUUGUCCGUUAUGAUGCACUAAAGACUUCAGACUUGCAGCCUGAAGAUGUUAGCGAAAUUAUUGAAAUUGCACUAAAAGCAAUCGAAGCAUUUCGAGCAUCUGAGAAAGCAGCCAAGUCAGAAGCAGAGACCAUGAACAACUCUGGGUAUUUUGGAGAAGUGGAUGUGGGAUGUCGGCUUCUGCAGCUCAUAUCCUCAAUGAGUGUGUUCAGGGGAGAAAAUGGCUAUCCAGAACUCAUGCGCUACCUGUUAACUAGCCACAUCCCACCAGAAGUCUUCAAACCUUGGGAAAACUUCCACAGCCGGUUGAAAGGUUUGCAGAAGAGCAUUUAUGAAGCUCUCGAAUGGAUCUCUGAAGACCUCAGUUACUUUCAGACGGGACAAACCGAGGAGACAGAAGAACAAUGCACAAAAGAAUUGGAGCAAGUCUAUAAUCCACGCAGGUGGCUGCUGAGGAAGAUGAAUGUGUAUGCCCGCUUCUUCAGUGACUCCUCAUUUAGCUCACUCCAGCAGACUGCAGAUACAAUGGGCCACGAUUCUUUAACUCCUCUCACACGGCGCAUGCAAAUCUAUCACCUUGGCGGUGGAAAUGUAACCUCUAUCCUGUCACUACUGUCAGAUCAGAAGACGGAAAGACCUGGCAGAAAAUUAGAGCAAAUUAUCCGUAUGUAUCCAAAAGACCUGCAGAAGGAGAAGAUUGACACUAUUGACCUUGUGAACUACAUCUUGAGCCAGAUUGCCCUGGGGUGCUGCCUGCCCUCAUCCCCAUUGCUUGUUUCCCUGGAGAAACUUCAGGAACUGAGCCUGCGUUUUCACAAAGACCGGCACAGCAUGUGUCUUCCCAGCGCCUAUUUCUUACUGUCUCUUCUGUUCUGGCCAGAAGAAACCGACAGACAACUGGCUGAAAAGAAAAAUAGCAUUCUCAUGUCGGCCAUCGAUGCUUUACGAAGACUUUAUGAAAUUAAAAUAAAACACAUUCCUUCUAGAAAAAAAAGAAUAUACACUCACUUUUUUCUGGGGAAUGAGGAGAAGCUGGACCGCUACAUUCACAGGAGCAAACUAGAGAAGCUCAUCAAAGGCAAUCUGAAUGAGAGGAGAUUAAAGUGGUUACGUGGUGAAGUAUGGGCUGCGCCGGAGGUCACCCGCUUGCUGAAGCGUGUCCAGGGCUGGACAAUGGAUGGCAACGUGUUUGUACAAGGCAUCUGCAAAGGUAGCAAAAUCCGGGUCCUUCCUUUAUAUUUUGCUUCCAUGCCAAACACCAAUGAGAAUGUCUCCUUUUACCUUGGGUUUUCCUUUGAUGGCCCGGUGGCCUUUGAUAUUCAGCUACUUCGCUAAACAAGAAAGUGUCGCCCAAAGUCACCAAGGGUUUACGAGGCUAAACUGCUCUGUUAGAAAGAUUUAUAUUUAUUCCUGCGCUUACAACAAGGUGCAGCUCUUGAAAAACACUUUCCCAGAAUGCGCCUGUAGACCACUCUGAAAUUUGGACCGCAUUUCCCUUCAAAGUCAAAUUAAUCUGGCAACAGAGACUUGAAGUUUGAACUGCAGGACAAACUAAAUCAAGGGGUAACAAGAGGACUGUGGCUGGUCUUAAUUUUUUCAUUCAGCUCUGCUUUUGAAGUUGACAGUCCAUAUGCAUGUAGGAUGUGAAGAAGGAAAACACAAAUUGGUCAAAUUUAAGGUUAACUCCAGACUGAGGGACAUUAGUGGUUUUGUGCAGGGCUGAUGAACAGCAGUGCUACUCCAAUCCAUGGAUACUGUAAGAGUCUGAUUGUUCUUGUAUUCUCGGUCCUUGUGCCCUCACUGUGGUAGCAUUACCUGUUGACAUCAAACUGGUAUCACAGGUCACACUGGUCACAACCCACUCUUACAACAUCCCCUGCCCCUCCAGAUUUUGUGUUUUCUUCAGCACAGGCUAACAAUCUGAGUAGUAGCCGGCACGAAGGUAAGGAAGCAAGAUACAUUUAAAGUGGUGGGUUCUUUGAAGAUGCUAUUAGUGUUCUGCAGUAGAUUGGUGGGAAGAGUGUAAAAGAAAAGUUAAAGAGUUGGCUCUAGAUUAUGGAUUGGAGAGAGUGGAGAAAGAGAAAAACGAUUUGAUGCAUUUAACACUAGAAUCCCUGAAGCCUGCGAAAAUACUUGUAGUGCCGGGCCACCUUAAUUUUACUCGUAACUCCUCAUCACUACAUUAAUUGCACACUGAUAAAGCGAUCAGAAACUUUUUUCAUUUUAUAGUACUAAUGACAGAAUGCUGACGUGAAGUGUAUAAUUUGUGAAGACUGAAGUCCAAACAUCAAAUAAACACUUUCAUUCUUACAUUUA
Erpetoichthys calabaricus (reedfish) is the source of this 5730-nucleotide messenger RNA. RefSeq names its product sterile alpha motif domain-containing protein 9-like. NCBI's taxonomy places the organism in Eukaryota, Metazoa, Chordata, Cladistia, Polypteriformes, Polypteridae. The transcript is spliced from 3 exons. The record is from RefSeq and is a predicted model, not a curated record. Gene Ontology annotation, molecular function: protein binding. The coding region runs from base 145 to 4749 and encodes 1534 amino acids. Gene Ontology annotation, cellular component: cytoplasm.